UAACAUAAAUAUAGCAAACCCCCACUUCCACUUCGCCACUCUCUCUCUCUCUACUUUCUCUCACAUCAUGGACUCUCUAUCUCUUCUCUGCACCGGUUCUCUCCUCGUCGCCGGCGGCAUCUACUGGUUCGUCUGCGUCAUGGGCUCCGCCGAACGGAAGGGCAAACACGCCGUCCAACUCUCCGGCGGCUCCAUCGAUCGCGAGAAAGUGCAAGACAAUUACAAACAGUACUGGUCCUUCUUUCGCCGCCCCAAGGAGAUCGAAACCGCCGAAAAAGUCCCCGCCUUCGUCGACACCUUCUACAAUCUUGUCACCGACAUCUACGAGUGGGGUUGGGGUCAAUCCUUCCACUUCUCCCCUUCCGUCCCGGGGAAAUCUCACCGCGACGCCACUCGCCUCCACGAAGAAAUGGCCGUAGAUCUGCUCGGAGUCAAGCCCGGCGCUCGUGUUCUCGACGCCGGCUGCGGUGUCGGAGGCCCUAUGCGCGCCAUCGCCGCCCACUCCGGCGCGAACGUCGUCGGAAUCACCAUCAACGAGUACCAGGUCAAACGUGCCCGUAUGCACAACAAGAAAGCCGGAUUGGAUUCCCUGUGCGAAGUCGUUUGCGGCAAUUUCCUCCAGAUGCCCUUUGCCGACGACAGCUUCGACGGCGUGUACUCGAUUGAAGCCACGUGUCACGCGCCGAAGCUUGAAGAAGUCUACGCCGAGAUUUACAGAGUGUUGAAGCCUGGGUCUUUGUACGUAUCGUACGAGUGGGUAACAACCGAAUUAUUUCGAUCCGAUGAUCCCGAACAUGUGGAUAUUAUACAGGGGAUUGAGAGAGGCGAUGCGUUGCCCGGAUUGAGGAAUUACACUGAUAUUGCUGAGAUUGCGAGGAAGGUAGGGUUUGAGGUGGUGAAGGAGAAAGAUUUGGCGAAGCCUCCGGCUUCGCCGUGGUGGUCGAGGCUGAAGAUGGGGAGAAUUGCCUACUGGAGGAACCAUAUUCUGGUAAUCGUGCUGUCGUUUUUGGGGAUUGCGCCGAAGGGUACUGUGGAUGUUCAUGAGAUGCUGUUCAAGACUGCUGAUUUUCUGACCAGAGGUGGAGAGACUGGAAUUUUCACUCCGAUGCAUAUGAUCCUCUGCAGAAAACCCGAGAAGACGGCUUCUACUUCGGAUUAGAAGCAGGCAUUGUAAUGGGUAGAGAUGAUCAUGGAGGUUCUUCUAAUGGUGUCUUUGUUUUUCAUCCUUUUGGCUUUCUGUUUAAUUCAAUGUCAUUAUCUGUCUUUUGAGUUCAAUUUGCUCUUUCUUGAUAAUUUUGAACUGUUUACUGUUUUUUUGGGUUAAUUGUUGAUGUUGGGUUGGGGACUUGGAAUAGUGAAGUAGAUGGGAUAAUCUUUAGUUGUAGCUGGAGGAAAUAUAGCUGGAACAUUUGACAAUGUCCUUUUUAACUUAUCCAAGAACUUCCUUUAAUUUUGCUUGUCUUCAAUGUUACUUUGAAAUUUCAUUUUUAUUUA
Molecule: messenger RNA, 1494 nt
Organism: Cornus florida
Lineage: Eukaryota; Viridiplantae; Streptophyta; Magnoliopsida; Cornales; Cornaceae
Product: 24-methylenesterol C-methyltransferase 2
Exons: 1
Coding region: 68-1159 (363 amino acids)
Biological process (GO): steroid biosynthetic process
Molecular function (GO): S-adenosylmethionine-dependent methyltransferase activity
Source: RefSeq, a predicted model, not a curated record